AUGCCGAACGUAAUCCAGGGGAACGGCGACAUUCCGAUUGUCCUCCCCCAGCAACGCCCUAGCGGGAGCCUCAUGGGACAUGGUAAGUAUUUCCUGCCUAACCCCUCCCAACUGUUGUACAAAAGGGUCUCUCUCGUGUCGGGUCCUGAAUUCUUCCUUCCUCACCAUAUCCACCCCCCAUUAACAGAAAUGAUCGUCAAAUCGAUUACGCUGGGGAUCAUCUGGCUUGGGGCAGUUGCAGCGAAGAAACAUGAGGCACCCGCGCGAUAUGACUUUGUUAUUGUGGGCGGAGGAACGAGUGGGUUAGUUGUUGCUAACAGAUUGUCAGAGAAACCAGAUAUCACCGUCGCGGUCAUCGAAGCUGGAGAUUCGGUUUUCAAUAACCCAAAUGUGACGACAGUAACGGGAUACGGAUUAGCCUUCGACUCGGAUAUUGACUGGGCCUACCAGACUGUGAAUCAGACUUAUGCUGAUGGCAGAAAGCAGACGAUGCGAGCUGGAAAGGCUAUCGGUGGUACAAGUACUAUUAACGGAAUGUCAUAUACUCGCGCCCAAGAUGUACAGAUUGAUGUUUGGGAGGCAGUUGGGAACAAAGGCUGGAACUGGAACACCUUGUUUCCAUACUAUAAGAAAUCGGAGCACUUUCAAAUCCCCACGGCGGAACAGGUCGAUCAUGGCGCCGACUAUUACAGUUCCUAUCAUGGAACAUCUGGACCCCUUAAAGUCGGCUGGCCAUAUCUCAUGACGAAUAGCAGUCUGGUACCCGCCAUCGACCAAACAAUGCGACAACUAGACGUAUCUUAUAACCGCGAUGUCAACGGAGGGCAAAUGGUCGGAUUCACAGUUCACCCUGAUACCAUCGAUAGAGAGGCGAAUAUUCGUGAAGAUGCCGCGAGAGCAUAUUAUUGGCCUUACGAAGCUAGACCAAAUCUAAAGAUCAUCACAAACACUUACGCAAACAAGAUACUUUGGUCUGACGACAAGCACGGAGACGCCGUUGCAACUGGAGUGGAGGUCACAAGCGUCAAUGGAACCGAAACGAUAUAUGCUUCGAAAGAAGUGAUUCUGUCAGCGGGAUCGCUCAAGUCCCCCAUCAUUCUGGAGUUAUCUGGCAUCGGAAACCCCGAUAUUCUCAGCAAGUACGACAUCCCGGUGAAGGUCAACAAUACCGCCGUCGGCGAAAACUUGCAAGACCAAACAAACAACGGGUUAUCAUAUCAAGGACGGGAGUUCUACACCGGCACAGCUACCUUCUCUGCACUCCCAUCAGCUCAACAGUUAUACGGAGACAAAGUAUCUGACGUUGCGUCCGCUAUAAAUUCAACCCUUGCAGAUUACGCGAAGGCAGUCGCUAAUUUCUCAAACGGCGCCGUCAAAGAGAGCAAUGUUCUAUCUGCACUCCAGAUUCAAUGGGAUUUGAUGUUCAAAUCCGACAUCCCGUUCGCAGAGAUUGUUUUCGUGCCUAUCCCAAAAACAUUCUUAUCAGAAUACUGGACUCUUCUCCCGUUUUCAAGAGGAAACAUCCAUAUCCAGUCGUCGAAUCCUACCAAACCAGCUUUUAUCAACCCUAAUUACUUCAUGUUCGAACAGGACCUCACCUCCCAGGCUGAUGUCGCUCAAUUCAUUCGAAAAAUCUUCCACACGGCGCCUCUGAGUGAUGUUGUCACCGACGAAAAUGAGCCCGGUCUAGACCUCUUAACUGACAAUGCGACUGAAUCUGCGUGGAAAGACUGGGUCAAGUCAAGCUAUCGGUCAAAUUUUCAUCCUGUUGGCACUGCGAGUAUGAUGCCCAGGGAUAAAGGUGGUGUGGUAAACGCCCAGCUCAAGGUCUAUGGGACAAAGAAUGUUCGCGUGAUUGAUGCUUCGAUCGUGCCGUUUCAACUGUGUGGCCAUCUGACUAGUACCCUGUACGCGGUGGCGGAGAGGGCUUCGGAUUUGAUCAAGAAUUCAUAUACUGCAUAUCGAACGUUUAGUUAA
Penicillium angulare is the source of this 1977-nucleotide messenger RNA. RefSeq names its product GMC family oxidoreductase. Gene Ontology annotation, molecular function: oxidoreductase activity, acting on CH-OH group of donors; flavin adenine dinucleotide binding. The coding region runs from base 1 to 1977 and encodes 658 amino acids. NCBI's taxonomy places the organism in Eukaryota, Fungi, Ascomycota, Eurotiomycetes, Eurotiales, Aspergillaceae. The transcript is spliced from 3 exons. The record is from RefSeq and is a predicted model, not a curated record.